Punctularia strigosozonata HHB-11173 SS5 is the source of this 1878-nucleotide messenger RNA. RefSeq names its product general substrate transporter. Gene Ontology annotation, biological process: carbohydrate transport; transmembrane transport. Gene Ontology annotation, molecular function: carbohydrate:proton symporter activity. Gene Ontology annotation, cellular component: membrane. The transcript has 8 exons. Bases 189 to 1748 code for a protein of 519 amino acids. Lineage: Eukaryota; Fungi; Basidiomycota; Agaricomycetes; Corticiales; Punctulariaceae. The record is from RefSeq and is a predicted model, not a curated record.
CCAUAUUCUCGCUCACGCUAGGCGACGGAGAGUGUGAUAGCGCCCCGGCAGGGCUCGGACCGCGAGCUGUCUUCGGCGCUACAUAAACUGGUUGGACGAAUGGCGCUGCUCUUCGACGCCUUCCCUGCCAUCACCCGGUAGUUGUACUCGUCAAAGUAUCGCCGAACGCCGGUACGAGCGCCGCAAGCAUGGGCAAAGGAUACAAUACGGCCAUCGCGGCCAACCCCUACAUCGUGGGCGGUUUCGCCUGCAUCGGCGGCGGCCUGUUCGGUUUGGACAUCUCGUCCAUGUCCGGCGUUAUCGACGCGCCGGCAUAUGACAAGGUGUUCAGUAAGCCGCGCGGCAAUGCCCAAGGCGCCAUAACGGCGUCCAUGCCAGCGGGCUCGUUCAUCGGCGCCCUCAUCGUCACUUCACUCGCGGACAAGAUCGGCCGCAAGAAGGUCGUCAUCCUUUCCGGAUAUCUCUGGGUCAUCGGCUCCAUCCUCCAAUGCGCGGCGCAGAACCGUGGCAUGUUGGUCGUCGGUCGUAUCAUUUCAGGUCUUUGCGUUGGUCUUGCCUCUGCCGUGGUGCCGAUCUACCAGUCCGAGAUCACCGCACCCCACAUCCGUGGACGUAUGGUUUCCCUGCAACAAUGGUCGAUCACUUGGGGUAUCCUCCUGCAGUACUUCGUUCAGUUCGGAUGCUCGUAUAUCGAUGGUGCUGCGUCCUUCCGUAUCCCAUGGGGUCUUCAGAUGAUCCCCGCGAUCCUCCUCUCUUUCGGCAUGAUGUUCUUCCCCGAGUCGCCUCGCUGGCUCAUCGACCACGGCCGCGAGCCCGAGGCGCUCGAGAUCCUCGCGGACCUGCACGCCGGCGGGAACGCGAACGAUGAACUCGUGCAGCUCGAGUACGAGGAGAUCAAGUCCCAGGUGUACUUCGAGCGCACCCAGGGCGCCAAGUCGUGGACGGACCUGCUCAAGCCCGGUAUCUUCCGCCGCGUCGGCCUCGGCUGCUCCCUCCAGAUGUGGAGUCAGCUGUCCGGGAUGAACAUCAUGAUGUACUACAUCGUCUACGUCUUCCAGGGCGCGGGCUUGACCGGUCGUCGCGGGAACCUCAUCGCGUCUUCGGUGCAAUACGUGCUCAACGUCGCGCUCACCGUUCCCGCGAUCAUCUACAUCGACAGGUGGGGUCGUCGCCCCAUGCUCCUCAUCGGCACCUGCUUGAUGGGCUUCUGGCUCAUGCUCGUCGGCGGUCUUCAAGGACGCUUCGGCCACUGGGGCACCGUCGACAACAGCCCGGUGUGGGUCAUCGACGGCCACAAAUCCGUCACGCGCGCCGUGAUCGUCUGCUCGUACCUCUUCGUCUGCUCCUUUGCGAUCACGAUGGGCCCCGUCUCGUGGACGUACCCGGCCGAGAUCUUCCCGAUGCGCGUGCGCUCCAAAGCCGUCUCGCUCGCGACGGCGACCAACUGGGCGUUCAACUUCGCGCUCGCCUGGGCCGUCCCGCCCGGGCUGCAGAACAUCGCGUACAAGACCUACUUUAUCUUCGGCACGUUCAACUUUGCGGCGAUGAUCCACAUCUUCUUCUGCUUCCCCGAGACGGCCGGCCGCACGCUCGAGGAGGUCGAGGAGAUCUUCGACCAGGGACACGUGUUCACCGCCUGGGCGAUCAAGCGCGACGUGGGGAAGAAGACGCUCGAACAAGUCAAGAACGAAGUGCGGGUGCACGACUACGAGGGCAAAGACGAAAAGGAGCCCGUCACUCCUCAAUGAACAGCUUUCCAACUGUUUCGAGACGUUUCAUUCAUGAUUACAGCUGCCGUGCUCUCAAAGCUCGGUAUUGUACGAGUAUAUGUAUCGCUAUCACGACCCCCUCAAUGGAAACGGAACGCAUUCUGGUAUC